Messenger RNA from Cydia fagiglandana, 921 nucleotides. RefSeq lists its product as uncharacterized. The transcript is spliced from 2 exons. Bases 1 to 921 code for a protein of 306 amino acids. NCBI's taxonomy places the organism in Eukaryota, Metazoa, Arthropoda, Insecta, Lepidoptera, Tortricidae. The record is from RefSeq and is a predicted model, not a curated record.
AUGGAUGCGGUGACUGCUGUCCAGAUGAAUUCACGUGCGUCGAGUUUCACCGUGGAAGACAUCUGUGAAGCGAAGAAAGUGCUGUGCCAGUCCCUCGGCGUCGUCGGCACCUAUGUACCUCACCGGAGAGGAGAUGAAGCCGGGAAGAAGUCCCUUGAGGAUAUAAUGAAAAUCCUAAGGGAAAACGAGCAUCGAAUUCCGGAGUUUGUGGCGACGGAUGCCCCAAUCCUGCCGUCGUGUGCCCCGGACAAUAUCGACGUUCGUCUCUUGUUUAAGGAAAUCGCGGCCCUUAAUACAAGAUUAGGCGAAGUUAUUAUGAAGUUUGAAGCUAGCCUAGUCACUAUCGCCGAGUUACGCGACGAAAUCACAUGUUUGCGGAAUGCUCCAACUCGGUCGGCGGUUUCAAAUUUCAAGAGCGAUUAUCGACCUGACACUGGAGUCGAGUCGGUUAGUUUACGUGUUGCUGACACUGUAAAAUGUGCCGCACGCGCCGCUGCAUCGCCCACGCACCCCCCGCGCGCGCGACCGCCUCCUGUCCCCUCGAAGUCACGUCAGCGUGCAUAUGCUGACGUCGCCGGUCAGCCUGUCGCAGCUAACCGGGUCAAUGCGCCUUCUAAGGCGUGUGAAUCACGGGCUCCCCUUUUGGAAAAGUCCUCCCGCACCAAUGUGGAUAAGGAGGGAUUCACACUGGUGGAAAGGAAGAGCAAGGCGCGCAGGGCGCCCCGUAAGACUCUGUGUGGCAGUGCGGAACCGGUUAAUUCUGGUUUACGAAUUGCGACCCCGAGUAAGGCGCUCUACGUGUCUCGCCUGCAUUACUCCGCCGUUGCCGACGAGGUGGUGGAGUACGUCCGCCGGAAGACUGGCUACACGCUGAGGAGCCAUAAGAGCGAGUCACAUAAUUUUGCGGCCCUCGAAGAGUAA